GCCGAGUGCGCGCAUCGGACCCAAAAAAAAUCAGAGAUAUGAACAAGGCUCCAUCACGCCUUGCUGUGCAAUGUCCUCGUUCUCUCUCUGGGAGAUAAAAAGGCUCGACUCUGAAUUUGUUGGGGUUAAUAAACUAGUAACCAGUCCCGGAUAAAGUUAAGCACUUUAAAAUUUGUUUAGAUUAUGGUAGUAGCUACUACUAAAACUAAUCACUUCAAACUUAUUCCCACUAUCGCAUUAAAAUGCCCAGCUUUCUUUCUCAGAUUCUCUCUCUCGCUUUUUAACUGCCCGGUUUCCGAAGCCUCCUCUUAUCUCACUGAUUCACGAGAAAGAAGAGUAGCCAUAAUUCAGAGGCCCCUACUUCCCUUACUCUAGCCCCAUCCAGCAUGGCGGAAGCUCUCUCCAUUCCUUACCUCCUCGUUCUGUUGCUCCUCUUCCUCGUCCAGCCCUCUCAACCUAUGAAUAACAUUGUCGUGGACGGCCUCGCCGAGUGGAAAGGCCCCACCAUUCAUGUUGGAGACUCUCUCGUGUUCAAGCACAAACACCACCUCCAGAAUUUAUACCUCUUCGACAACAAAAGGGCGUUCGACCUCUGCAGCUUCUCCCUAGCUACACUCAUCUACGACGGCAGCAGGUCCACCCAUUACACGUGGCAUCCUGCUCGCCCCGGUUAUUACUACUUCUCCACACGGGACAGCUCUAGGAGCUGCGAGGAGGGCGAGAAGCUACCCGUGAGGGUCAUAACCGCCGACCCCUCCCCCGGCUUCGCUCCAACACUCGCCGCCCCGCCGCCCACCGCCGGCGGGGAUUUUCCCUCCCACGGCUGGGCCAUCAGCUCCCCGAGUUCUACCCCCACCCCCGCGCCGGAGGCUGCUUCCUCUUCUUCUGGCCCAUGGGAGCCGAGAAAAGGGCACGCUCCAUCGCCGGUCUCCAGCGACGGGGGCAUUCCGUUCAUCAGUAGCAAUCCGGCGGUUCCUCUUCCCAACGGAGAGACGGAUUCGGCUAGCAUUCUUCCACUGCCCUCCCCAGGAGAUGGCAACCAGGGGGUGGGGCAAGCGUCUAUGCUACGAGUUGGAACGUCCUUGCUAGUGUUUAUGACGAUGCCGUCCUUUGGGCUGCUGGUGGAGACCUAUUUCCUUUUCGGGGCUUUCCUGUAAUCUACAAGCGGGCUUACUACUUUGUACAAUGCUAAAACGUUGGCUUUCGCGUAUAUGUUUUCAGCUAUUGCUCUGUUUUGUUCUAAUUUUGCAGUUCAGUUUCUCCUCCUGAAGGAAUAUUACUUUUGAUCA
This is a messenger RNA of Phoenix dactylifera (date palm), 1289 nucleotides long. The record is from RefSeq and is a predicted model, not a curated record. NCBI's taxonomy places the organism in Eukaryota, Viridiplantae, Streptophyta, Magnoliopsida, Arecales, Arecaceae.